AUGCAGCAUCACAGCCUGGACGUCAACUGCUUCCAUUAUACCAGCGUCAUCAGUGCAUGUGAGAAGCGAGGGAAGUGGAAGAUCGCAUUGACGCUUCUAGGCAGCAUGAAGGACGAGGAAGUUUUCCCAAGCGAGGUGACGUACAACGCCGCCAUAAGUGCUUGCGCCAAAGGGGGCGAGUGGUCCGUAGCACUCGAGCUUUUGAAGGAAAUGCGUCUGGAUGAUGUCAUGCCGGAUUGCGUCUCGUACAAUGCCGCUUCCAGCGCAUGUGCAUCAGCCGGCCUUUGGAAUUCGUCUUUGCAUCUGUUGCAAGAGAUGUGCACAACCACGGUGCCACCAAGUGUAAUUACGUUCAGUACUCUUCUCAGUGCAUGUGAGAAAGGCAAGCAGUGGCAGAUGGCUAUCAGCAUACUGUUUCAUCCGCCAGUGCCGGCAUUGAAGCCAGAUAAGAUCUGCUUCACAGCAGUGAUCAGUGCUUGUGAGAAGGCCAGAGAAUGGCAGAAAGCACUUCUAUGCUUUCGAGACAUGGACAUUCGAGACCUGCAGAAAGAUGAAAUUUGUUUUCACAGCGUCAUCAGCUCUUGCAUACGUGGUCGGUCCUGGAGCCAAGCAUUGAGCCUUGCUUUAGACAUGGAGGCGCUGCCUCUGGCGGUGAAUGGGAUCUUGUGGGGUGGUGUGGCCACGGCCAUGCAGCAAAGCGGUCAGCCCAUCGCCCAACUAACUAGCCGGCUACGCAGGAAGUGGGCACGGCAACAGGGCUCACCUGGCGCGCUCUUACAAGCUGUGCCAAAUAUCGAAGAGUCCCAAGAGCACGAGGUACACGUGCUCGAUCAGGCUGAGGGGCUGCUGGCUGCUUUCAAGCCCACGGGGCUGAGCACUGAGGCGGCCCUACAAAGGCUCUUGCAUCUUCUCACCCAAGAGGGCUACACUGGGCAGCUCUCGCGCGCUUCACGACUGGACGGUGCCACCUCAGGGGUCAUCCCAGUGGCUUUGGGCGACUCUGACUCACCUGCCUCGAAUUGGUUGAACUACCAGUUUGCUGCGCGCAUGGUAUCGAAGGAGUAUGUUUGCCUUUGCUCGGGUCUGCCAUUGGGCGCCAGAGGCACGCGAGGUGUGGUUACCGCCGGCCUCGUGACUGAGUCCCGAGGAGCACAGUUGAAAGUUGUGUGGGCGAGCCAUGGCAAGGAGGCUCGCACAGAGUACGAAGUGAUGGACUCCUUUAGCUUGCCCGAAGACAUCGCUGCUGUCCAUCCUGGCGCUGUUCUCUCGCUUCUGCGCGUCAAGCCCCUCACAGGUCGGACGCACCAGAUCAGGACGCACUUGGCCGGCAUCGGCAGACCCAUUCUUGGUGAUCGCACCUAUGCCGCUUGGCGAAGCUCCGGCCUGCAGCCAGGAUCUGUUCGCCUUCAGGCCCGUAGGCCGUUGGAUGUGGAAGCAGUCCAACAGAACUACCCGAUCCAGGUUAGCAAGCUUUGCGAGGGGCCCCGACCGAAGCUCCUGUCCGUUGGCAUGCAGUGGGCGUGUGACCGCCCAGAUUGA
Symbiodinium sp. CCMP2456 is the source of this 1539-nucleotide messenger RNA. The record is from the annotation of a GenBank genome assembly. NCBI's taxonomy places the organism in Eukaryota, Dinophyceae, Suessiales, Symbiodiniaceae.